AUGGAUUGGGAAGGCACUGUCUCCGAAGACACAGGUUCGCCUAGUUUGGGAGACAGGAAGUUUGUCAAAAGACCAAUAGCAGCGUUUACUAUAAGGGACAGGACGAAUUAUGAUAAUGAUUUGAAAAUUCAUAAAGACAUUAUUGACAAAUUCUACGAUCAACGUGUGAACUGGAAAACUUCGAAUUUGGGGACAAUUUUAUUCAAGAAUGCUGACCCAAAACUGUUCCAGCACGGGUCUAGAAGCCAUAAACGCUACCUUGUAUUGGUCUGGAGAUAUUUAGAAGAAUUAAAAGAGACACAAAUCUUCAACUACAGACAACUGAGUUACCAUAAGGAACCCGAUCUUCUGGAAGGUUGCAGUGUGAAAAAUUGUAAAUUUACUGGGGACGAUGAAAACCUCGCUCAUGCUGAUGCAGUCAUCUUGGACAUGAAGAAAAAUUCGUUUCCAAUAGUGCAGAAGAAGAGUCCCAAACAGAGAUGGAUCUUCUAUAGCGACGUGACUCCAGUCAAAUUGCUUGGUCUGCACAAAAUAUCCGACGUGGAGAAUAUGUUUAACUGGACUAUGACAUACAGGAGUGAUUCUGACAUUCCUAUACCUUAUGGAAGAACAGUACCUUUCGCACUACCAGCGGAGAUCUACUUGGGUAUUGCUGAAGUGGCUUUGGCAAACCUCGUGCCUGACUGGGAUGAGAAGCAGUUUAUCAUAUUGGCGUCAAUUUAUUUGCCCAACUGUAUGAUGCGGGGGGCAAUGAAGAUUGUAAAGGACCUCCGGAAAUACAUCAGCGUCGAUAUUCAGGGAUGCAUUAGUGAAGCUGAAAAAAACAGUUUCACCUGCACGGAGCCCGUUACUGAUGAUUGUAAAAUUAUGUCAAAUUACUUAUUCUACCUCGUGAUUGAAGACUCGAGCUGUCGUCAGUACAUAACAGAGAAAUGUUUCCACUUUGGCUAUGCCAAAGGCGCCAUCCCGGUCAUAAUGGGCCCUCCGGUAAAAGAUUGUGAGAAACUACUGCCCCCUAAUUCAUUCCUACACGUGGACAAUUACAAAAGUCUUCGUGAACUAACCGACCACAUGAAGCAAAUAACAGAAACUUUUGAAAGUAUCCUAGUGUAUCAUGCGUGGAGGAAGCAUUUUGCUGUUAUCAAUGAACAUGGAAAAUUUGGUAGAAGUUCACCUCUAUUCUGUCGCGUCUGUGAAGCAUUAAACUACAAUGAUGGUGAAACUAAUGUUUACGAAACUGAAGACUUAGAAUUAUUCUUUGAUAAGAAACUUACAUGCAAAGCAGAGUAUAACGUCAGUUGA
Pectinophora gossypiella (pink bollworm) is the source of this 1302-nucleotide messenger RNA. RefSeq names its product alpha-(1,3)-fucosyltransferase 7-like. The transcript is spliced from 6 exons. Gene Ontology annotation, molecular function: alpha-(1->3)-fucosyltransferase activity. Gene Ontology annotation, cellular component: membrane. Lineage: Eukaryota; Metazoa; Arthropoda; Insecta; Lepidoptera; Gelechiidae. The record is from RefSeq and is a predicted model, not a curated record. Bases 1 to 1302 code for a protein of 433 amino acids.